Messenger RNA from Trichomonas vaginalis G3, 625 nucleotides. RefSeq lists its product as uncharacterized. The annotation marks the transcript as partial. The transcript has a single exon. The record is from RefSeq and is a predicted model, not a curated record. Lineage: Eukaryota; Parabasalia; Trichomonadida; Trichomonadidae.
AUGAACAAAAACGGAACAGCUAAAAUGAAUGAUAAUCAAAUUAGAGCAGAAGGUAGAAGGUUAUUUAAACGCUUCUAUAACAUUCCUGAUGGUGUUAAUCCUAAAACUCGUAGAAGCUAUUUAAAUGAAGCAAUAGAUGCAUAUGAAGGGUUUGACAUUUCAUCAGAAAGUGAGAGAUUAGCGAGAAUGUUAAAUGUUAAUAUUGAUUUCUAUUAUUGUGAUCCUCAACCAGAAGACGUGGACAUAAAUAAGGUAGACUUUCCAUUAGUGGAAUCAAUAAUGAUAGAUCCAGAAUUUGAAACAGUAAAUAUUUUAUUAACACAGAGUCCAUGUGGAAAACUUCACGCUGACAGAAUAACAGACGUUGAAGCACUCACCGGCUAUAAAGUUUGUCCAUAUUGUAAAGAAGAAGUUUAUUCUAUCCGCGAUGAUCCAGAAAGGAAAAACCAAAGAAGAUUUUUAAAGCAUUGUGAGAAAUGUAAAGAAAAUAAUGGAAGAUUAAUUCAAGACGUUCAAUUGCAAAAGACCCAGCAACCAUAUGCACCACAUAUUACGAAACAGAAGAUAUAUCAGUGGUUAUUAGCUCACAAUUUGCAGGAAUAUUAUCAACCGACAAGAUAUUAUA